AGGCCGACUAAAGCAAAUUUACUCUCUUAUUUUAUUACUUGAGUCAACAUUUUAGAUCGAUGUUAUUGAAUUGUUUACAAGCUUCUUUUACUGGAACGCUGUGUGUGAUUUCGUUUGGAAGUCUUUGAUUUGCUUUUUCUUUUGAAACAUGGUGGUUUUGCCUCCGUGUGUUCCGGCUAAUUGUGGGAAGGAGUUUCGGUGUUCGUUGCGUAAGCCAAGUCCGACGUAUCCCCAUAAGGAUAGAGCUAAGAAAGUGCGUACAGUGCCAGCGUUUAGUAUCCAGUCGUUGCAACGAAAUACACGGGUUGAGCCUCCUCCAAGGUGUCACAUAUUCGACCCGGUGCCGCCAAAACCGACGUUGUUUAAAAGAAGCUACAUGAGGGGUGAAUUCCCAGUGGCGGUCGAGUUUGGCUCUUGUGGAAAAACUCUAGUUUGGAAGGUACCAGUAGAAAAGCUGGACUUCCACCACUACCUCCCGAUGUUUUUCGAAGGACUGUCCGAGGAAGAGUACCCUUACAAUUAUAUUGUAGAGAAAGGAAUCGAAGAUUUAAUAAGAAAGGGCUCGUACAAAGUACUUCCAGUGGUCCCUCAACUCAUUAUACCUAUUAAAAACGCCCUAUCCACAAAGAACCCCACGGUGAUCUGCCACUGCCUGCGCUGCAUCCAGCAGCUGGUGACGGGCUGCGACCGAGUGGGGGAGGCGCUGGUCCCCUACUACCGACAGAUCCUGCCUGUACUCAACCUGUUCAAGGGGAAGAACCGUAACUUGGGUCCAGGCGUGGACCAUUCAACAACCAAAGGUGAGAACGUGGGUGACCUGAUCGAAGACACCCUUCAAAUAUUGGAGCGCUACGGCGGGCCGGACGCUUUCAUCAACAUCAAGUACAUGGUCCCUACUUACGAGUCCGCCAUCUUGAAUUAAAUCGCCCUGCUUUUGACGGCUGCGUAGAUGUUCGUUUGUUUAUGGAAGUAGCAUCUGUUUUUUUUUUCAUCGCGCAUGCUGAUAAAAUGUUGCGGUUUUGUUAAUACA
This is a messenger RNA of Plutella xylostella (diamondback moth), 1030 nucleotides long. Its product is annotated as parkin coregulated gene protein homolog. Gene Ontology annotation, molecular function: Hsp90 protein binding; Hsp70 protein binding. NCBI's taxonomy places the organism in Eukaryota, Metazoa, Arthropoda, Insecta, Lepidoptera, Plutellidae. The record is from RefSeq and is a predicted model, not a curated record.